This is a messenger RNA of Fomitopsis serialis, 2387 nucleotides long. RefSeq names its product alcohol oxidase. Gene Ontology annotation, molecular function: flavin adenine dinucleotide binding; oxidoreductase activity, acting on CH-OH group of donors. NCBI's taxonomy places the organism in Eukaryota, Fungi, Basidiomycota, Agaricomycetes, Polyporales, Fomitopsidaceae. Bases 385 to 2190 code for a protein of 601 amino acids. The transcript has 26 exons. The record is from RefSeq and is a predicted model, not a curated record.
CCGCCGCGACCUGAAACUCGGAGGCUGAGGUAAUGUAAGUACCCUCUUGUUCGGCGAAUGCAAGUGUGGUGGGAUCUGCCCAUUUGUUUUGUUGUUCGCUGAAAGGAAGGAUGCCGCCGAUCGGCGACGCUGCUUUUCCACGACACACAUCGAAACACACAUCGGACAGCGUUGCAGGUCUUCCACGCAGAUAUGCUCAGAAUGAGGCUCUGAUCCCGGUGUGUUGAGACCAUCUGGUUAUCUUCCUAUCCUCCCCAAACCUUCUUUCGGUGCCUCUGGGUUCCUACUAUAAGAGCAUACCGCUGUGAGAAUCGUCCAAAACCGACGAAGCCUUUCGCCGUACAAUUGUUGCACCGUAGCUCGUUCAAAGUUGUGUCUACUGACAUGCUUGCUCAAAUCACCGACGUUUCCGGCAAGGAGUUUGACUACAUCAUCGUCGGUGGAGGGACCGCCGGGCUCGUCGUCGCUGCACGCCUUACCGAGGAUCCGUCAGUCCGUGUGCUGGUACUGGAGGCCGGGGAAGCGAACCUCGAUGACCCGAUGACAUUGAUCCCAAUGCAGGCCGUGAGGCUGUUCAGCAAUUUGAAGUACGAUUGGGCAUACAAGACAGUCAAGCAGCCCCACUCGAACAACCGCGAAUAUGUGUGGUCCCGAGGAAAGGGGCUCGGCGGGAGCUCAGCGAUCAACUUCAUGUUUUGGAACAAGCCCGCGCGUCAAUACCUGGAUAUGUUUGAGGAGCUCGGGGUCGAGGGAUGGGAUUGGGACACAUUCCAUCGAUAUGUGAAGAAGACUGAAAAGUUCACGCCGCCGAGCUAUGACAUGGAAUUUCUGACAUACGACGCAGCGCACAUGGGCUCGUCGGGCCCCAUUGACGUCUCGUUUUCUCCAGCCCGGACUCACCUGGAGGAGCUGCUUAUGGACGCAUUCGCGCAGCACGGGAUUCCUCGUGUCACCGACACCGCGGCAGGGAUUACCACCGGCACUUCUGUGAGCCCCGCAAUCCUCAAUCCUCAGACCUUCCACCGGUCCUACUCGGCGAAUGCUUACUAUCAACCCAACGCUCAUCGCCAAAAUCUGACCGUGCUCGUAACUGCUCAUGUGACUGGCAUCGCGAGCCGUCGCAAUGACGAUGGCACCGUCACGGCUACCGGUGUCGCCUUCGUGUACGGAGACAGUGUGCACGAGGCGAAGGCCUCAAACGAGGUUCUCCUCGCGGCCGGGGCUGUGAUUUCUCCUCAGAUCCUUGAGUUGUCUGGAAUCGGUAGACGGGACGUGCUCGAAGAAGCAGGUGUCGAAGUCAAGGUCGACUUGCCUGGUGUGGGGGAGAACAUCCAAGAGCACCUAUGGUUUGGCCUCGUUUGUCAGGUGAAGGAGCAAGAAGUCAACGGCCACGAGAUCGAAACAUGCGACCCACUCUUCUUCCCCGAGCUCGCUGCUGAACAUCACAGACUCCGCCCGGAAGGCAAGGGUGCACUGAAUCUGCGCACAGUCAACCUCACGUUCGUCCCGUUGCAGUCCAUAUGUCCGGACGCGGAUGAGAUGCAGAGCACCCUCUCGAGCACGAUCCUGGCUGGGGUGACAGAGAAUAAGUAUCCUCCAGGUCUCCGCAAGCAGUACGAGUUGCAGCUCAAGCAUCUCAAGAAUCAACUUCCGAGCAUGGAGAUCAUGCUCUUACCAACACCUAUUGUUCCAGUUCCUACCAUACAUCCCGAGAGGAAGCAUAUCUCACUCUGCUUUGGAAUGAACAGCCCUUUCUCGCGCGGCACAAUUCAUAUCGCGUCCAAGGACCCCAUGGAGCACCCGACGAUCGACCCCCACAUCUUUGAGGAGCCCUACGAUCUGCAGACUAUGGUCGAGUCCGUCAAGUUCAAUAGGAAGCUGAUACAGACCGAGCCAUUCAAGAGUGUCAUACGUGAGGAGGUGUAUCCGGGAAAGGACGUCCAAACCGAUGAGCAGAUUUCUGAGUGGCUCCGCGACAAUGUCAGAACUACCUACCAUACGACGAGUUCGUGCUCGAUGCUUCCCAAGGAAGACGGCGGAGUAGUGGACUCACGUUUGAAGGUCUAUGGAACAACGAACAUACGUGUCGUUGAUUUGUCCGUGGUGCCUGUGCAGAUUGGCAGUCACACUCAAGCCAUGGUAUAUGCCAUUGCGGAGCAAGCGGCCGACAUUAUUAAGGGUGCAAUAUAGGCGGGAGGCCAUACUGUGGCAGUGGAGGCAGAGCAUACUCGUGUUUUGCCUUGCUCAGAUUGCCGUGUUGCUCGUCCUAAAUCACAGUGUACGUACAGAAAUGACAUGCAGAACGAAAUGUGCUGGUACAGAGAAUCCAUAAUAUUAUUGAGCCGUGUCGUUUCAUUCCAAACGACAAGCGGUGUUCGCGCGGUGUA